AUGUUCCGCCCGCUAGUUUAUCUCCUAUUAGUUCUGCAAGCGGGGAGGAUCAUAGCUGAAGUCCCCGCAUCCUGCAGAAAGAACCAUGAUGGUUUCUCAGUCACAGAAGACACAUAUAUCAACAAAAUUGUCGCUUUCCAAGUCGCAUCUGCUCCCUCCUCCCUUAAUAUAACAGAACACUACCUCACCCUCGACAAUCCCACCGGAUAUCUAAACAUCCGCAAUGUCACAGUCCAUCCCUCUAUCUUUUAUGCUGUCGGUUUUAUACCCAUCUACCAACCUGCCUCGCAAUCUCCCAAAAGCGGCGCAUGGAGCUGCGCUUGGCACAAGUUCAUUGAAGAACAUACAGUCUACAACUACACCUUGGGCGGAAGUGAUACUGACUUAGAAUUAAGUAAGCUGAAUUGGGAUCCGUCCCCGCUGUUGUUCACGAGUUAUAAGGCACUCAAGACUGAUUUCAGGGAGAGUUGGACGAGUGUGUCGUUUGGGUGGAUUGUGACAAAAAAUGUGGAGGGUGAUACGCGGGUCAUGGGGAGUAUGGCGCGAGGCACAUUUUUGGCGUAUCGGGGGGAUAAUGGGAAGAUUUUGGUUGGGCAUGCUGAUAUGGCGAAGCUGGAUGAUGGUGAGUCUCUCGGUUUCCUUGAGCUUGUUUCGGGAUAA
This is a messenger RNA of Bipolaris sorokiniana ND90Pr, 660 nucleotides long. RefSeq lists its product as uncharacterized. Bases 1 to 660 code for a protein of 219 amino acids. The transcript has 2 exons. The record is from RefSeq and is a predicted model, not a curated record. Lineage: Eukaryota; Fungi; Ascomycota; Dothideomycetes; Pleosporales; Pleosporaceae.